AUGGAGUUUCAUUCGAAGAUGCCCCAGGAAAUCGACGACAAACUCUUUCCUCCUCCUGUCCACAUCAGUCUUGCGAAGCGCGACAACGCGGCUUUCGUACCGCGAAUUUGGCCCGGUGUAUCGGCUGCGUCGACGAACACCCUUCGGAGCGUCCUGAAGGACAACCAUAUUCGAUGGCACGUUUUCUUCAACCAAAGAGGGUUCCACAAUCAUAUCCCUCAUGCUGCCUUGGCGCUGUGGUGCCUCGGUGCAGACGCCAGCAUCUUGGAGGCUUCAUAUAAGACGCAUUCUGACAUAUACGAACGGCCUGCCUUUGCUUCUCCUGGUCCCAUAACUCAGGAGACCUGGAAGGAUCACCUCAGCGAUGAGAAAUACUACGCAGCAUACGUCGAAUUCUUCACUCAACAGUAUGAAACCAAGACUUUCACAGACAUGCUUGAGGAAUAUGUUUUCGCAGAGAAUGCAAACUGGGUCGAGAAUACCCCGAAGCAGCCGGAAAUGGUCCCUCGCUUUAUCGAUGGAUUGUUCCACGCUCUUAUCCAUACUGGAUACGGAGUGGAAUUCGGAGUUCCAGGAGUCUCUCUCGAAGGUCUUGCCCAAGCCGCAGUCCACGACAGCACCUGCGGCAGUACUAUUCCGGCGUCCUCUUUGGAUACUGGAAUCGACGGCGAUUUGGCGUCUCGCUUCGCAGCCAACAUCGGCCUCUCCGAAACGAAAGACGUCCAUGCGUUCAGCAUCCUUGCUCGCGUUUUGACCGACCCGCGUUUCGCGAGCAACGGAAAACCCGACGAUGCAGUGCGUUUUGCCCUGGAUACGAUGAGGGUCCAUGGAAAGGCAAUUGCAAAACAUGUUGACCAAUGGACGUUGGACGGCGACUUAUCCAAGAAAGUCGAAGAGCUUCUCUGGACGGCGACGUUGGUGUAUGGCGUAGGUGGCUUGGAGGCGAACGGAGGGUUCAACGCUGAUUUCUUCCUCAUCCAUCUCGUCACUUCUUCACUGUUCCUCCCAACCAUCUUUUCACCCCUAAAGCGAAACUCUCAGAUCCAGCUUUUGAAGGCCUACUUCGGCUCCUUGAUUGCUUGGUACAUCGGUCGUGGCCGCCCCGAACUAGACAUUAAGUCAUUCUUCGCCAACCCCAGUACCCUCCUUCUCACCCCACCUGGCCCUCACCCGACUCAAAACAAGGUCGCACAGCCCUCGCCAACUUCGCCGCACGAAAUCACGCCAAAUCCCUGGCUUCAGAUCAUCCAGUCGACCCUAGUUCAUCCAGACGACCAUGUGUGCAAGUUGCAGAGGGCCUUGGCCGAUUUCGGUGCUUUCUUGGGGGAUGUCAAGAAGGGAUGCUUCGGGGGUACGGAGUUGAAGGACGCAGAAAUGAUCGACGGAACGCUGUUCCUCAGGACUGCUGGGCUGACUGCUGGUAGAGUGGGAUGGGUACGGGAGGGCGAACCUCAGUUGAUGGAGGCCUCUGCUUGGGAUCGUCGCGGUUUCUUUUAA
Messenger RNA from Cyclocybe aegerita, 1497 nucleotides. Lineage: Eukaryota; Fungi; Basidiomycota; Agaricomycetes; Agaricales; Hemipholiotaceae. The record is from the annotation of a GenBank genome assembly.